AUGGCUGAUAUAUGCGCCGAUGGAUCCGCAGAACCGGCCGGCGAGACCGAUUAUUGGAAUAGAGAAGCAGUCACGAAUGGGUUUUUUGAGAGAAUUAGUUUAGAAGACGCAUGGGAAAACAUGCCGUACAUUACUCUUAAAGGAGAACACGUGAGAGAGUUCAGCUGCGGGAUGUUCUAUUACAGGACACUGUACCUGGACAGUAAGAGGGAUGCCCUAUACGUUGGCGCAAUGGACAAGGUGUUCAGGCUGAAUCUGAGCAACAUCAGUCACUCGAACUGCGAGAGGGACGCGAUGACUCUGGAGCCUAGCAACGUAGCGAAUUGCGUGUCGAAAGGGAAGUCAGAGCACUUCGACUGCCGGAAUCACAUAAGGGUGAUCCAGCCAAUGGGGGACGGUAAUCGGCUCUACAUGUGCGGCACGAACGCUCACUCACCCAAGGAUUGGGUGAUUUAUAGCAAUCUGACCCAUUUAUCCCGUCACGAGUACGUCCCAGGCGUCGGUAUGGGUAUAGCGAAAUGUCCUUACGACCCUGCGGACAAUUCGACCGCCGUCUGGGUGGAAAAGGGCAAUCCUGGUGACUUGCCAGCUCUUUAUUCCGGCACCAAUGCCGAAUUCACGAAGGCCGAUACCGUAAUCUUCCGCACGGAUCUCUACAAUUUAACCAGCCGUCGCAAAGAGUUCAGCUUCAAGAGGACACUGAAGUACGACUCGAAAUGGCUGGACAAACCGAAUUUCGUGGGAUCCUACGACAUCGGUAGCCACGUAUUCUUUUUCUUCCGCGAGACCGCGGUAGAAUACAUAAACUGCGGCAAAAGCGUGUAUUCCCGUGUGGCGAGAGUUUGCAAACGGGACACCGGCGGCAAGAAUAUUCUGUCGCAAAAUUGGUCGACUUAUCUGAAGGCCCGGUUGAACUGCUCAAUACCCGGCGAAUUUCCCUUCUACUUCAACGAGAUACAGAGCAUUUAUAAAGUACCAGGCGACGACACCCACUUUUAUGGGACGUUCACCACCUCGACGAACGGGCUAAUGGGUUCGGCGAUCUGCUCAUUCCACAUCGACGCGAUUCAGGAGGCGUUCCGAGGAAAAUUCAAAGAACAAGCGACGAGCAGCAGCGCCUGGCUUCCGGUGCUCUCUAACAAAGUUCCUGAACCGCGACCGGGCCAGUGCGUGAACGACACGGAGACAUUCCCGGACACCGUUCUGAACUUUAUUCGAUCCCACCCACUAAUGGAUUCGGCGAUAACGCACGAGAACGAGAAACCGGUGUUCUAUAAGCGGGACGUGAUGCUCACGCGAUUGGUCGUCGAUAAGCUACGCAUCGAUUUCGUUGGCCUCGAUUUGGACUACACGGUCUACUAUGCUGGUUCCAGCGACGGACGUGUACACAAGGUAGUUCAAUGGACAGACAGCAACGGGGACUCCCAGUCUAUCCUGUUGGACGUUUUUGAUGUGACGCCUGGCGAGCCGAUCCAGGCGAUGGAAAUCUCGAAGGAGCACAAGGCCCUUUACGUCGCCUCCGACCAUCGAAUAAAGCAGAUCGAUCUGGUGAUGUGCACUCGCAGAUACGACAACUGUCUUCGCUGCGUUCACGAUCCUUACUGCGGCUGGGACAAGGACUCGAACACCUGCAAGCCUUACGAGCCUGGACUUCUUCAGGACGUGUCGAACAGCACCGCUGACGUUUGCGACAGCAGCGCAGGUAAACGGCAGCUGGUGGUCACCUGGGGACAGUCGGUGCAUUUGGGCUGCUUCGUGAAGAUGCCGGAGGUGCUGGCGAAUCAGGAAGUCAGGUGGGACCACUACAGCAAGGAGAAGGGCAAGUACCAGAUAGCUUACAAGUACGGGGCCGGAGGGGGCAAGUUCAUCGAGACGUCCGAGAAAGGCCUCGUGAUUGUGGGUGUGAACGAGCAAGACGCCGGAAGAUACGACUGCUGGCUCGGUGGCUCGCUUUUGUGCUCGUACAACAUCACCGUAGACGCUCACAGAUGUUCCGCGCCCGCCAAGUCCAAUGAUUAUCAGAAGAUAUACUCGGACUGGUGUCACGAAUUCGAGAAGUACAAGUCCGCCAUGAAGAGCUGGGAGAGGAAGCAAGCGCAAUGCGCCUCGAGGCAGAACGACAGCAAUCAAAAUAUGCACAUGAACGAGGUGUACGGCACCCCCCUGGUCUGAUGGAACCGAUCGUUGGAGCCCUCGUCGAGCCGAGACCCCGACACAGUUCCACGUACAAACGUCCUGCCGAAGAAUCGCGGUCCAUCCACGAUCAGUCGGACGAGCCUCACUCUCCUUCUGACCGGUUACACCACUGCCUUUGUCCUCCUUGCGACCGACGGGCUUUCGACCAAGUGAAGGGGAUCGGAUACGCGAGACACGUCCGCAUCAAGAGCCGGCAAACCGUAGGUCCGUGAAGGCGAGAUCACCACCAUGUCCACCAAUGACGUUCAAUCUCGAUCGAUCGAACGAGCCGGUCUCGUCCUGACCGCUCGUUGGAUCGUCUCGAACCAUCAUCUCGACGAACUUUCAAUCUCGAUCGACAAAGACGCAAGGCUGAUCAUCCGAUUUUUCACGGCCCGGAUCAAUGGAACGAUGGCCACCAUGAAAUGCGCCGGUGUUCAUCGCGGAAUCGCUACCAAAACGACUGCCAUUAACGUACCAUCGUCUUCUACGUGGUGUGAACAGUGCCCGCGGUACGGUCCAAUACCACGAGGAUCCACCCUUGUAUCCGGUCUCGGAACUACCCGCGAACACUUCUCUCCCACUUCUGUAAAUAGUCACACACACAUACACACACACACAC
Molecule: messenger RNA, 2797 nt
Organism: Dufourea novaeangliae
Lineage: Eukaryota; Metazoa; Arthropoda; Insecta; Hymenoptera; Halictidae
Gene: Sema2a
Product: semaphorin-2A
Exons: 12
Coding region: 1-2172 (723 amino acids)
Biological process (GO): negative regulation of axon extension involved in axon guidance; positive regulation of cell migration; neural crest cell migration
Molecular function (GO): semaphorin receptor binding; chemorepellent activity
Source: RefSeq, a predicted model, not a curated record